AUGGGCAUCCAUGAUGUUAGUGUCAUGCUAGAGACUCUCAAUAGAGAUGCCCAACAUGCUACUAUCGCCAAGUUCAUUCAAAAUGAACUUGACGCUGAACGCGAGAAAGUAGCCUUGCUUCACCAACAAGGUUCUCAACAAGCAGAGUUGUUGAGAGAACAGGGUGCUCAACAGUUUGAACUGUUGAGACAGCAGCAGGCUGCUGCUGGCGGGUCGAUGCACUCGCGUCGACCCGAGACUUUGAAGAUUGACAUCUCCAAGUAUAGGGGAGUCAAAGAAGACUCCCUCUUGAGAUGA
Messenger RNA from Peronospora matthiolae, 297 nucleotides. The record is from the annotation of a GenBank genome assembly. NCBI's taxonomy places the organism in Eukaryota, Oomycota, Peronosporomycetes, Peronosporales, Peronosporaceae.